UUUUUUUGGUUUUUAGUAUUUUUUUUUCUACUGUUGUUACCCCUUUUUCUAUCUCUCGUCUCUUCUAUUGUCUUUGCAAAACUGAUUAAACAAAGCCUUUUUAGCUUCUUUUCUCUCACUUCCUUUUCUGUGCUUUAUUUUUUUGUUUACAAAAGUCAAGCAUGCAGAGAUACAUACACAUAACAGAACAGAAAAAUGCCCUCAAACUUAGGGUUUUACUUGCUUAAACCAUUCUUUUAAGCUUUUGUAUUUGCAGCAAAAGAUUAGUUUAAGAAAGGUCCCCCUUUUUUUUACUUUUUUGUUAGGAGGGAGAGAAGAGGAAUUUUAAUUAGUACUGUUAUUUAAGGAAAGUAUAGAGAAGAGAAAGGCAAGGAGUAGUAAAGAGUAGCACAAGUAAAGGUCUUUUUUUUUGCUUUCUUUCCUUGUUAUUUUUCUUUCAAGAGUAAAAAUUAGAGAGGAAGUUGGAGACAUUUGGAUUCGUCCUUGUGUCUCCUCUACCUCUCAUAAUUUUUCUCCCAACUUUUACUCCACUUUCUGCUCUGAUUAUAUUAUAGCUGAUUUUUAGCUCAAAAAAGAUACAGUGAAUCUGUCAAAUAUACAAAAAAGUUAAGUGCUUUUUGAGUCUCUGUUGGUUUAUUUCAUGAAUUUUGGGGGAUUUCUUGAUAAUAAUUCUGGUGGUGGCGGUGCAAGAAUUGUUGCUGAUAUACCAUUUAAUCACAACAGCAGCAGCAACGACAAUAAAAACAACACUAACAACAAUAUGCCCACUGGUGCAAUUUCUCAGCCAAGACUUCUUCCUCAAUCUCUUGCCAAGAACAUGUUCAACUCCCCAGGACUUUCUCUUGCUCUUCAAACAGGUAUGGAAGGACAAAAUGAGGUAACAAGAAUGGCUGAAAACUAUGAGGGAAAUAACAGUGUUGGUAGAAGGAGUAGAGAGGAAGAACCAGACAGCAGAUCUGGAAGUGACAACUUGGAAGGUGCAUCGGGUGAUGAACAAGAUGCUGCCGACAAACCACCAAGGAAGAAAAGAUACCACCGACACACUCCUCAGCAAAUCCAAGAACUUGAAUCUCUUUUCAAGGAGUGUCCUCAUCCUGAUGAGAAACAAAGGUUGGAGCUAAGCAAAAGGCUUUCUUUGGAGACUAGACAAGUCAAGUUUUGGUUCCAAAAUCGUAGAACUCAGAUGAAGACUCAACUGGAACGCCAUGAGAAUUCGAUACUAAGGCAAGAGAACGAUAAGCUUCGUGCAGAAAACAUGUCUAUAAGAGAGGCAAUGAGAAAUCCAAUUUGUACUAAUUGUGGCGGUCCAGCAAUGAUUGGUGAAAUCUCUCUUGAGGAGCAACAUCUUAGGAUUGAAAAUGCUAGGCUGAAAGAUGAAUUAGAUCGAGUUUGUGCACUUGCUGGCAAGUUUUUGGGACGACCCAUUUCAUCUUUAGUUACCUCUAUGCCUCCCCCAAUGCCUAAUUCAAGUUUGGAACUUGGAGUUGGAAGUAAUGGAUUUGGUGGUAUGAGUAAUGUACCAACAACACUCCCCUUAGCACCUCCUGAUUUUGGUGUUGGGAUUUCAAAUUCUUUACCAGUUGUGCCUUCAAAUAGACAGUCAACUGGAAUUGAGAGAUCACUUGAAAGAUCCAUGUAUCUUGAACUUGCUUUGGCUGCCAUGGAGGAAUUGGUAAAAUUGGCACAAACUGAUGAACCUCUUUGGUUCAGGAGCAUUGAAGGUGGUAGAGAAUUACUAAACCAUGAAGAGUACAUAAGGACAUUUACUCCUUGUAUUGGUAUGAGACCAAACAGUUUUGUUUCAGAGGCUUCCAGGGAGACAGGCAUGGUUAUAAUCAAUAGUUUAGCUCUUGUUGAGACAUUAAUGGACUCUAACAAAUGGGCAGAAAUGUUUCCUUGUUUGAUUGCUAGAACCUCAACAACAGAUGUUAUAUCAAGUGGUAUGGGUGGAACCAGAAAUGGUGCACUUCAGCUGAUGCAUGCUGAACUCCAAGUGCUUUCACCGUUAGUACCAAUUAGAGAGAUCAAUUUCCUGCGUUUCUGCAAACAACAUGCUGAAGGUGUUUGGGCUGUCGUUGAUGUGUCGAUUGAUACCAUCCGUGAAACUUCUGGUGCACCAACAUUUCCAAAUUACAGAAGGCUUCCUUCUGGCUGUGUUGUCCAAGAUAUGCCCAAUGGCUACAGCAAAGUUACAUGGGUAGAACAUGCCGAAUAUGAAGAGGGUGCGAAUCACCAUCUUUACCGGCAGUUAAUUAGCGCGGGUAUGGGCUUUGGUGCACAAAGAUGGGUUGCCACCCUCCAACGCCAGUGUGAGUGUCUUGCAAUUCUCAUGUCAUCCACCGUUUCCGCCAGGGAUCACACAGCAAUAACUCCAAGUGGGAGGCGGAGCAUGUUGAAGCUAGCACAACGCAUGACAAACAACUUUUGUGCUGGUGUUUGUGCUUCAACGGUACACAAGUGGAACAAACUUUGUGCAGGUAAUGUUGAUGAAGAUGUACGUGUUAUGACUCGAAAGAGCGUCGAUGACCCCGGUGAACCAGCAGGCAUCGUCUUAAGCGCUGCUACUUCCGUUUGGUUGCCCGUUUCCCCACAAAGACUCUUUGAUUUCCUCCGCGACGAACGCCUCCGUAGCGAAUGGGAUAUCCUAUCCAACGGUGGUCCUAUGCAAGAAAUGGCUCAUAUUGCCAAAGGCCAAGAUCAUGGCAACUGCGUCUCACUCCUUCGUGCUAGUGCUAUGAACGCGAAUCAGAGCAGCAUGUUGAUACUUCAGGAGACUUGCAUAGACGCGGCUGGGGCGCUUGUUGUAUACGCGCCAGUUGAUAUACCGGCAAUGCACGUGGUGAUGAACGGUGGAGAUUCGGCUUACGUGGCUUUGCUUCCUUCGGGAUUCUCGAUUGUACCCGACGGCCCAGGAUCUCGUGGGUCCAAUGGGCCUUCAUGUAAUGGGGGCCCAGAUCAAAGAAUUAGCGGGUCGCUCUUGACGGUAGCCUUCCAGAUAUUGGUGAAUAGUCUCCCUACAGCCAAGCUUACUGUGGAAUCUGUGGAAACAGUCAAUAAUCUUAUAUCAUGCACUGUUCAGAAGAUUAAAGCUGCUCUUCAAUGUGAAAGCUAAAUACGAAAAUAAUUUGGCACAAGGAGGACACCUUUUUUUUUAAUUUUUUUUAAAAAUAUAUAGUUUAACUAGUAGAAAAAAAAAAGUGGUGCUAAUGAGUCAAGUUGACAAGGGAGUGGAAGCUGAUCAGUGAAGAACUCGAGCUGAAUUGGAGGCUGAGUCAAGAACGAACCGCGCUGAAAAGACCAUUGCUAGGUGGUAAGGGCCGGCUCAACUAGCUCGAGGUUAUUAAUUUGGGUCUUAACACAAAGCAAAGGUGGUGGUUCGGGUAUUGACUCAGGGUACUAAGAUCAGUUGGUUCAUGAAUCAAUCAGCUUUUGGGUGAAUGAAUGAAAAUUUCAAUUUGGACAAGUUGUGUGACAGAAAUAUGUCAAUUUCAGGAGCCUAUGGUUUGUUUUGAUGAAUUUAUAGUUGUUUGUUGAAGGGUCAUAAUGGCUCUUUUGUUUGGUAUGUUAUGGUGGGGGACAAUUGACAAAUCAACUAUUGUACGUUAUCUUAAUUGACCUACUUUAACUUGA
Solanum stenotomum is the source of this 3630-nucleotide messenger RNA. RefSeq names its product homeobox-leucine zipper protein ANTHOCYANINLESS 2. Lineage: Eukaryota; Viridiplantae; Streptophyta; Magnoliopsida; Solanales; Solanaceae. The transcript is spliced from 9 exons. Gene Ontology annotation, molecular function: lipid binding; DNA-binding transcription factor activity, RNA polymerase II-specific; DNA binding. Gene Ontology annotation, biological process: regulation of DNA-templated transcription. The record is from RefSeq and is a predicted model, not a curated record. The coding region runs from base 641 to 3112 and encodes 823 amino acids.